Molecule: messenger RNA, 858 nt
Organism: Camellia sinensis
Lineage: Eukaryota; Viridiplantae; Streptophyta; Magnoliopsida; Ericales; Theaceae
Source: RefSeq, a predicted model, not a curated record
AUGGUGGAAGUAUACGAUCCAUAUUUUGUCCAGAAAACAAAUGAUGUUGGAAUCAUUGGUUUGUCUUCCCUUCAAAAAAUGACAGCUGCUAUGAGGAUGCUCGCUUAUGGAGUAGCAACAGAUUCGGUGGAUGAUUAUUUGAGAAUUGGUGAAAGCACAGCCAUAGAGAGGCUAAAACACUUUGUUAAGGCGAUGGUUGCAAUGUUUUCUGAGAGAAGGAGAUUCUGGAUGAAUCGAUCUCUCUUUCUUCAUAUUCUAUCUAUAGUGGAAGCAUAUGAUUCAUAUUUUGUCCAGAAAACAAAUGAUGUUGGAAUCAUUGGUUUGUCUUCCCUUCAAAAAAUGACAGCUACUAUGAGGAUGCUCACUUAUGGAGUAGCAGCAGAUUCGGUGGAUGAUUAUUUGAGAAUUGGUGAAAGCACAGCCAUAGAGAGGCUAAAACACUUUGUUAAGGCGGUGGUUGCAAUGUUUUCUGAGAGGUACUUGAGGAGCCCUAACAACGAUGAUAUUUCAAGAUUAUUAGCGAUAGGAAGCAAUCGCGGGUUUCCUGGUAUGUUAGGGAGCAUUGAUUCUAUGCAUUGGAAGUGGAAAAAUUGUCCUACUGCACGGAAAGGUCGUGCUCCUCUAGUCAAUUACUUAAUCAAUAGAAAUGAUUAUAUAAUGGGAUACUAUCUUGCCGAUGGUAUAUAUCUGCAAUGGGCAACAUUUGUCAAAACAGUCUCAUCUUCACAAGGGAAUAAGGAAAUAUAUUUUGCAAAAGCUCAAGAAUCGGCAAUGACGGAUGUUGAGCGAGCAUCUGGUGUGCUCCAAGCACGUUUCGCGAUUGUGAAAGGAUCUGCACGUUUUUGGAAACGGAAAUAA